GUCGCGGGCAAAUGCCCCGCUUUGCCGUCUGGAAAAGCGAAAAAGUUGAGCGGGGUGCUGGCCUUUUCUUCGAUUAUUCAGGCUCUUCCGGUCUUCGUGGAAAACGGCCGUCGCAGGCCGCACCCAUGGCAGAGAUCCAAGCGUCGGCGCUCUGCCAGCCAUUGAAUUCCUCUGUUGUCCGGAUCUGUGUGUUUUUCUGGAUUCGUUGACAGCGUGCAUCGAUGCUCUCCUGUCAUGUGCUCUCGUUGUCUUUUUUGAGCGAAGGCUCUCACGUGUGAGCUCCAGGUCGCCUCCCGCAGACUCUCUUAGCGGGUCCAUCGUUUCUGCUAACGUAUCUUUUCCUCUCCUGGCAGGAUCUGUGGCGACUGGGUACGGCGUUCGUUUUCCGCGUUUCUUGAACAUAAAGAGUCUUCAGUAAGGCAUGCAUAGAUUUCUGGCUAACUGCCUCUUCGUUAGCACCUCCUCGUCAAGCAGGAACAGUUUCCAGGUCCACAGUCCGCUCUGGGUUUCUCCGCCGAGGUGUAUCGACGUCCUCUCCGUCACUGCACCGUAAACUCUUCGCCUCUUUCUCUGCCGUCUACCUGUCUGUCUUUCGCGCCCAUUUCGUUUUCCUUCGAGUCCUCUUUGCCCUCUGGUUGGCGCAUGUUGUCUUCCAACAAGAGUACGGACGCAUACUAGCCGCUCGUUGCCUCCGUCGCUGAGGCUUUCUCAGGGUGGAGUCAGCAACCUCUCUUGUUGUGUCUGCCGUCUGUUUUCUCCUGCGUUCUUCCCUCGGCAUAUCUGCUAGAAAGGGGAAUGCCUUCAGUCCUUUCUUUUCGUAACUGCUCGUUCUCUCAUGAAGUCAAGAAGUCGGAAUCCAACAUUCCCUCCCGGCCACCAGCGACUCAUCUGCUCUGCUUGUCGUCUUCGCGAUCCAGCGAGGCACCCGUCUUACCUUCUCUAUUUGACUCGUCGCCUUCAGCUUGCGAUCCCCUUCUUUCGUCAGCGCACACUCUUGCGCCUCUGUAAAUUGUUUUCCUCGACGAGAACUCGACAGCCGGAGUCAAGUAAAAAGGGGGAACAUGGCGCCGUCGAAUGCGCAGCCCUCUGCAGGGCCUGUGCCUAUCGCCAUUGGUUCCUUGUCGCCUCCCUCGUCUCUUGCGUCUCCUUCUUCCGCGUCCGCUUCGUUUGCGUUGCCGUCGCCUGUCCCCGGCUCCAGCCGCGCGGCUUCGCUGCACUUUCCUUCUUGGAAUUCGCAUCCACUUCCCCCUGGUUUUUCUUUGUCGUCUCCGCCUUCUCCUGCGAACGCAGACUGCGAUUUACGAGUCAGACAGAGAAGCUCUGCUGCAGCUGUGUGCAUCUCGGCCUCGCCGCAGCAUGCGACAGCCUCGAGGCCUCUUCAUGCUCUUGCGGAACGACCAGAGAGUCGCGCAGUGCAGGCGUCCUCUUCCGCCCUGAGCUGUCCAGGAGCCGUCGCUGCUUCCUCGGAAGCUGCCAGAACUGCAGAGGCAGACCGACUCAGUGAGCGACCAGUUCACCUGCCGGCGUUGGCUGAGAGCAGACGCGGCGCGCCUGAGGACGGAGUGGAAUUCCAGGGGAAGCGAAUUGCACCUCCUCUGCACCCUCCUUCUUCGUCUCCGCCCGCUUCGCCGUCAGCUCGCUCAACUGUCUCUCUCACGAGCUACUUCUCUUUCUCGGCGGCACCACCUCCCCUGUCUCCUUCAAGAGUUCCUCCUGUCUUCUCUCCAGCUCCCAUCACCGCAGCUCCCUGUCCCUCGCACCGUUCAGUCUCUUCAGCUGUGCGCGGCGAAACGCACACACCUCGGCACAAGUCGAGCGCCUCGUACAGGCUGCCUUGCCAGCUCCCGGUGCUGCCACCGUCGUCGCGACCAACGCCAGAAGACGACAGAGGCGAAGGUUUCUGUGAGACCGCGUCGACGGCGGUAGCCGCGCGAGGUCCCAGAGGCUUGCGGGACUCCUCAGGAGACAACCUCGAGGCCUGUAGCUUUUCCGCGGCCUCUCACAAGCGCUCCGCCUCGAGAGGCCUCGAGGAAGGCAGCCGCAUGCGAGCCCAGUCGGCCGGGGGCGAUCGCCAAGGCCUCCGCGGGCGGCAGCGGCAGGGCCGUGCAUGCAUUGCCUGUCAGUCAAGACACAGAACGCGAACCGUGGAUGCAGCGGAGCUGCGCAGAAACGGGGACGAGAGCAGUGCGGACGAAGUGGACGAUGGCUUUCCAUAUUUGCUCGAGCAAAGCAUUCGCCUCGCAGAGCCCCAAUCUUAUGCUGCGCCUGCGACGUCUGCUGCGCCUGCGACGUCUGCUGCGCCUGCGACGUCUGCUGCACCUGCGACGUCUGCUGCGCCUGCGACGUCUGCUGCGCCUGCUGCGGCGCCCAAGGAUCGACCAAGGAGAGUGGCGCCUUCGUUUCCACUGUCUGCGGCGCCUCGGCGUCUCCAGACUCCCGCGGAGGAGGCGCGCAGGUUCCUGUCUUGGCAUCCGCCGGAGUCGCGAGCUGCGUCUGCCGAGGCGUCGGCCGUGUCGAGUGCCGUGGAUCGAGAUCCCUCUUUGUGGCUUCUGCGCGAGGCUUGUCGAAAUCCUGACGAGGGGAAUGUGUACCGACUCGUUUUAGAGCAAGUGAUGCGGGGCCGCUGCUUGCGGCGCCCCCUGGAGGACGUUCCAUCCGCGGACUUCUCGGAGCAGGUCCAGCGACUGAAGCACAGCGUCCACAGUGCGCUGGAGCAGUGCACAGGCUUCCGUUGUCACUCGGUCUCGCGCGGCAGCCCAAAGGGAAAGCGGCGCAGAGGCGAGGCGCCAGCGGUGCGCGAAGACGCCUGCAGACCCUCUGAGCUCCGAGCGGCAGUGGCUGUGAGUCGGGACUUGUACGCCGAGAACACCUUUCUCGAACAGUUUGUGACGAAGGGUGAUCGCGUUCUCCAGACGAAGGAGCUGGCGCGAUACCGGGAGGCGAUAGGGAAACUCGAGCAGGAGAACAAGAGUCUGCGGCAGCGUGUGACAGAGGAACGGAACCAGACGCUCUCGUUCUUUCGGCAAAGAUGCGCUCUGGACUUGCUUCUUCAGAGCGUCGCGGCUCAGCUCGGCGAAGACGACCAGCGGGAACUCCUCUCACGCAUGCGCCUCUGCGCGGCAUCGUGCGUCGCCAUCGACUGGCGAGACCAGAAACGAGGCCCCGGCGACAAGGCCGCGGCCGCUGCCUCUGAUCUGCAGCCAGUCGCUGGCUUUUCCUUCGCCGACCUCUUGCCCUGCGCAGUUUCUGCCCUGGAGGAGCUUGCGGCGAGCAAGGGUGCGAAGCGCGGCGUUCGCGGCGAACCAGGCGGCGACGAAAAGGCUUGGGGUGUGGGCGGCCGCAGAGAGACGCUGGGCGUCAGUGGAGGCGCAGGCCGCGCGAGGGCAGGUCUCGGAGCAGAGAGCUGCUUGUCGAGUCGAGCGCGGAGUGUCUGCGCCUCUCCCAGAGAAAGGGAGACAGCGGAGCAGAGCACAGCUCGGGCGCAGCGUGGAGUGCAUGACCAGCUCGCAGGCCUUCGGAGUCUCCUGAUCGACAAAGAAGCCGCGCUGAACUCGGCGCUGUUGGAGAGAGACGGCCAGCGCGCAGAGAUCCGGCAACUGAAGAGUCUUCUAGAGGGCCGAGAGGAGGCGACUGUCGCUGCGAAGAGGGACGUCGAGGACGAGAACGCGAGACUGAAGGCCACCAUCAAGUCGCUGCAAGAGAGCCUGAAGUCGACGGAAGAAAAGUUUCAAGAAAAGAGUCAACGCACUGAGGGCCUCGUGGCCGAGCUGCAGUCGCAAAUUGCAGAAGCUCGGCAAAGUCUCGCCGAAGAGCGAGCAACCUUGAAGGCGCGAGAAGAAGAGCUCGCGCGUCGAGCCGCAGGAGACGGACAGGCGGAGACCGCGGCUCUGCAGAAGAAGUUAGAAGAAGAUGUCCACGCGAAGCUCCAGGCCGAGGUCGUAGCUCUGAGAGCAAAGGCUGCGAGAAGCGACAGUCUCGAAGCAGAGCUCGAAGCGAAGAAGCAGCUCCUCGCUGCGGAAGCCGCCAAAGUCGGCGACCUCGAGGCGAAACUACGGGAGACCGAGGCGAGAAACGAGGAGUUGGAGCAGGUCGUGGCGAGGCUGAGAGAAGAUCUCGCAGCCGCCGCGGGCAAAGCGAAGGACCAGGUAUCCGCACCCUUGGAGUCGGGGAAAGACUCGACUGUGGCGAAGAGUGUGAAGAGCAAGCCGCUUUUGCCGCCUCCAGGAAAAGGCGCGAAAGCCUCUGCAUCGGUUCCGCUUUCCACCGACGUCUCUGUGCUUCAAACGGAGGUCGCCACUUUACUCGCCGAGAACCAGCGCCUCGCCCUCGCCCUGCAAGAAGCAACUCUGCGGGAGGCUGCAGCUGCCGCGGGAGCUCCGGACCGCGCGGCGCCUUCGCCUGGACAUGUUGCCAAGAAGAGUCUGCCGCCGUCGAAGGCGACAAGCGCCUCGCCAGCGGAGCCCCUGGGAGCGAAGACAGCAGAGACGCCGAGCUCUGCAGGCGCGCAGGGUCUCGCCUCCGGUCUGGCGAAGAAGUUCGCUGCGGCAGAGAAGCCGAAGGCGAAGGGAAUGUUCGCCGCCCUUCGGAGGACGCUGUCUCGGUCGUCUUCGCCUGCGCAGAAAGCGUCUCCGCCUCCGUCUCCGCGGUCGGCCGGCGGAAGCAGCGACGAGGUGGCGAAGCUGAGGGCGCAGCUGGAGAAGAUGCGUGAAGAACUCGCGCGCGCCCUUGAACAAAAGAACAUCCUGAGCGGGCAUGAGGCCACAGCAGGGGCGGCCGGAGCAGCUUUGGGGACUUCAGGGAAGGCGAAGACUCCCGCCAAAGUCGGGCCGAAGAAGGCGGCGCCAGCUCUGGAGGCGAGCGCAGAGACGGCGACGAAACAAAUCGCGGAGCUGAAAAGAGAGAACGAGGCGCUCCGCCAACGCAUCGCGGAAUUGGAAGCCUUCAAACCUUCCGAGCCUGGCGGCGAGAAAGCUGCACCUGCCGCGACGCAAGGCCCUCCGGCCCAAAAGGGUGCCGUUCCCCCGAAGAUGGGCGUUGUUCCCCCGAAGAAGGCGGCGCGCCUGCAGCCUGCCCAGACGCAGGGCGACUCGGAGAGGUCAACGAACCUCGGAGAAGCAGAGGAAGUGAAGCGCUUGCGGUCUGAGGUCGACAGACUGCAGCUGGAGAAGGAGCGCCUGGAAGCGGAGCUCAAACAGGAGCGUCAGGAGCUCGUCGAAUUGAAGCAAACAGUUCGGAGCCCGUCGGCGACUCUUGGAGGGUCCAAAAAGGUUUCGCCAGUGGGUGCGGCAAAACUCAAAGGCAUGCCUCCGCCGAAGGCGAGUUCUCCGGCAGUCCCUGCGGCGUCGCACGCAGAUGAGGAGAUGCAGACGCUCCGCAGUGCCUUGAGCGAAGUGCAGAAGGAGCGCGACGAACUGAAGAAACGACUUGAGUCUCUCGAGAGUGCAGAGAAGCGAGAUGAGACGAAGAAGGACGCACCGCAGCCGGAAGCCGCAGGCAAAGCGGGCCCUCCGAAGAAGGCAGGACCUUCGAAGAAACCCCCACUGGUGGGUGCGAAGAAAGCGGCGAGUCCGGCACCUCCCGCGGUGGACGCGGCGGUGUCAGAGGCUCCCGGCGCUGCAGAGGCUUCUCCGAUCGCGGCGGUGGACCUGCAGGACAUUGAGGCGCUGAAGAAGGAAGUGGAAGCCCUGAGGGCGCAGCUCGUGGCGUCUGAAGGCGCGAAGGCGGCUCUUGAGGAGAAACUGAAGACGGCGGAAGCUCCGAAAUCAAAGGCCUCGCCUCCUGCCAAGGCGAAGCUGGCGCCAGUGCCGAAGAACGCCGGCGGGACAGAUGCCCGUGUGGGAUACACCGGAGUGGGUGACACCGGGGAAAAGCUCAGGGAGUUGGAGGUUGAGGUGAAGGAACUGAGGGCAGAGAAGGCUGCCUUGUUGGAAGAAAACGCAAAGCUGAAACGUGAGGGGAGCCAGGUAGUUCAGGGACAGCCUGCAAGUGAGGACCAAGGAAAGCCAGUCCCCGGGAAGAAGGCAGGCCCGGUGGGAGGGAAGGUGCCUCCGAAGGCGACGGCGAAGGCUCCAGCUUCGGAAGCGCCGACAAGCGGUCACGAAGCCACAGAGACGCAGCGGAAGCUGGAAGAGUUGGAGGUUGAGGUGAAGACGCUGAGGGCGGAGAACGAAGCGCUAGCGAAGGAUCUCGCGAAAUUGAAGAAGGAGCGCGAGGACGCACCGCAGGGAGAGGAAGCGAAGGCUGGCGGGAAGACAGCGGUUCCGAAGAAGAGUCCACCGAAGCCCGGAGCCUUGCCAGCAAAGAAGGCAGCAGCUCCGGUCGCGAAAGCAGAGGAGGAGCAGAAGCCGGGGGGAAGUGUGGGGAUGGACUCGAAGCUGGAAGAGAAGAUCGCCGCCCUGGAGAUGGAGAACCGGACACUGCGCGACGAGCUCGCAAGAGUCAAAGAACAAGUGAAGCAAAGCGCCAAGGCGAGGGAGGAGACGCCUCAAACGGCUGAGCCUUCGAGUGCAGGCAAAGCUGCGCCGCCUUUCGGGGUGGUGAAGGCGAAGGGUCCUCCCAAGAAAGCCUUGCCUGCGUCUGCGACGUCUAUCUGUGCGACGACCGGGGAAGCUGAACAAAACGAGGCUCAGGCUCGGCUCGCGGCGCUCGAGGAGGAGACUCGCGAGCUCAGAGAGAAAGCGAAGCACCUGGAGGCAGAGCGCGAUACACUCAAGAGGCAGGUGGACGAAUUGAAGCAGGCAGAAGCCAAGCCCCGAGGCGGGGGACAGGAGCGGGAAGAACGUUCAGAGGAAGGCGAUGCCCCAGCGAAGGCUGGAGCAAAGGGAGGCAAGCCGCCUCCGCCUAAGAAGAAGCCUGCGGUGCCAGCUCCGAAGGCGAAGGAAGGUGUGGAAGAGAAGGGAGAAGGAGAGGGAAAGGAUGAGGUGAAGACAGAGGACAUCACCAAGAUGAAGGAAGAGAUCGAUCGUCUGACGAAGGAGAAGGAAGAGCUGCAGGAAGAAGUAACAGCACUAAAGGGAGCAGCGGAGAAGAGGGAAGAGACGGCCGGGGGGGAGAAGGCAGAAGAGACACAGGCGAUGAAGCAAGAAAUCGAGCGUCUCAAGAAAGAGAACGCGGAGCUGCAGAAGAAGCUGGCAGACCUAUCGGUUGCGACGGAGAAGCGGGAAGAGGCUUCAGGGGAAGGCGAUGCCCCAGCGAAGGCUGGAGCAAAGGGAGGCAAGCCGCCUCCGCCUAAGAAGAAGCCUGCGGUGCCAGCUCCGAAGGCGAAGGAAGGUGUGGAAGAGAAGGGAGAAGGAGAGGGAAGGGAUGAGGUGAAGACAGAGGACAUCAACAAGAUGAAGGAGGAGAUCGAUCGUCUGACGAAGGAGAAGGAAGAGCUGCAGAAAGAAGUAACAGCACUAAAGGGAGCAGCGGAGAAGAGGGAAGAGACGGCCGGGGGGGAGAAGGCAGAAGAGACACAGGCGAUGAAACAAGAAAACGAGCGUCUCAAGAAAGAGAACGCGGAGCUGCAGAAGAAGCUGGCAGACCUAUCGGUUGCGACGGAGAAGCGGGAAGAGGCUUCAGGGGAAGGCGAUGCCCCAGCGAAGGCUGGAGCAAAGGGAGGCAAGCCGCCUCCGCCUAAGAAGAAGCCUGCGGUGCCAGCUCCGAAGGCGAAGGAAGGUGUGGAAGAGAAGGGAGAAGGAGAGGGAAAGGAUGAGGUGAAGACAGAGGACAUCACCAAGAUGAAGGAAGAGAUCGAUCUUCUGACGAAGGAGAAGGAAGAGCUGCAGAAAGAAGUAACAGCCAUAAAGGGAGCAGCGGAGAAGAGGGAAGAGACGGCCGGGGGGGAGAAGGCAGAAGAGACACAGGCGAUGAAACAAGAAAACGAGCGUCUCAAGAAAGAGAACGCGGAGCUGCAGAAGAAGCUGGCAGACCUAUCGGUUGCGACGGAGAAGCGGGAAGAGGCUUCAGGGGAAGGCGAUGCCCCAGCGAAGGCUGGAGCAAAGGGAGGCAAGCCGCCUCCGCCUAAGAAGAAGCCUGCGGUGCCAGCUCCGAAGGCGAAGGAAGGUGUGGAGGAGAAGGGAGAAGGAGAGGGAAAGGAUGAGGUGAAGACAGAGGACAUCAGCGUACAACUGGAAGAGCUGAGAAAGGAAAAUGAGCAUUUGAAGAGGUGUUUGGAGUCAGUGGCAAAGGACGGAGGGGCGCCGGCCUCUGGGGCGUCGCAAGAAAUGAAGAGGCUGCAAGAGGAGCUCGAGGAACUAAAGAAGGAGAAGGAGAAGAGCAAAGCAGAGGAGACAAAUGCUGGAGGAGCUGGUGGAGCGGCAGACGUCGAGAAGCUGAAGGCUGUCGAAGCCGAGAACGAAAACCUCCGCAAGCAACUCAGCGAGCUUCAGAAGGCAAGUCCAACAGCGCCGGCGUCUGAAAAGAAGGAAGAGAAUGCCGAUGCACCUUCGGAGAAGAAAGAGGAUGACUCAAAGACUGUGGUGGCUCUCCAAGAGGAGAUUCGCGUUUUGAAGGAAGAAAAGGGAUCCCUAGAGAAGCGGCUACAGGAAGCGACGUCAGCUUCGCCGCCAGCUGCUGUCAAAUCGAAAUCGGCGCCGCCGCCGAAGAAGGCCGGGGCAGCGCCGAAAGACGCCGAGGGUGCCGCGAAGGACGAGGCGGGAGACGCGAAGGCUUUGGAGGCGAAGGUAGCGGCGUUGGAGACGGAGAACAAGAAGCUGAAGGCUCACAUUGCUUCGCUGACACCCGCCGCUGCAGGGAAGGAAGGGAUUUCUGUCCAGGAAGGCCAGAAGCUGGAGAAGCGGUCGUCGAUUCUGAAGGUAUUUGACGACGAGGACGGAUUGGAUCGCCAAUGGAGCGUCGUCGUCCCUGCAGCUGGCGACUUGAUUCCUGUGGCAAAGUACGAGUCGGCGAAGGCCAAGUACGAAAAGCUUCUGGAUGCGUAUCGCCGACAGAAAGGGAAGAUUGCUUCGUUUGAGGCAGACGCUUCACAGUACGCGGAAGAGCGCGAGACGCUGCAGACGCAGGUGACAGACUUGCAGGGGGAACUGCGGAGGACGCGAGCGGAGCUCGGGGUGUUUCAAGAACUCGAGAAGAAACAAGAAGAGGAGCAGAAGAAAAACGAAGAGGCUGAAGCACAGGCGGCCGGCAGCAUCUUCUCCUUCUGGGGAGGAGGCGCGGAGGCGGAACCUGCCGAGGCGGCGCCCGCGGAGAAGACGAACGAAGCUGAAGGCCAGGUGAAGCUCCUCAAAGUGAAGGUGAAGAAUCUGCAGGAAGAGAAACAAAUGCUCGAAAGCAAAUUGGAGAAGAUGCAAAGCAAACUGGAGGCAGCGCGUAGUGGCGCCGGCAGCAUGGCAACGAUCCCUACGAUAGAAGAUUUGAAGCGGAGUUCAGGAGGCGGCGAGGAGAAGAGCGAGGCUGGAGGCGAGUCCAGUUCAGAGGUCACGAAGAAGAUUGCAACGCUGCAGAAAGAACUGGAGGAAGGACGCGUCCGUGAGCAGAAACUUCAGGAGGAGGUGACGAAGCUGAAGAAAGUCCUUGAGGGUCUGGAGAAGGGGACGAAGAGCGAACAGGGCGAGAAGCCAGAGCAGACGCAGGAGGAGACGGGCAGAGAGGUCCAGAAGCGCCUCGAAGAGGUGGAGAAGGAACGCGACGAACUGAAGGUCAAGCUGAGUGAGAAGGAAGAAGAAAUCAAAAAGCUCAAGGGUGAAACGGAGACACUCGAAAAAGACAAAAGCGACCUUCUGAAGAAGGUAGCAGCCUUGGAAGAGGAAAUGAAAGGCCUCAGAGAGCAGGCUGCGACCGAGAGCGCCAAGGCUUCGGUCGCGGAGGCGGAGCCAUCCCAGAAGGAGCACGAGGAAAAGGAGAAGAAGGAAAAGGCGAAGAAGGAAAAGAAAGAAAAGGAGGGGAAGGACAAGCAGGAACAAGAGGAGAAGAAGAAGGAACAGGAGGAGGAGCAAGCCAAGCAGGCAAAGGAAGAGCAAGAAAAGAAGGAGAAGGAGGAAAAGGAGAGGAAGAAGAAGGAGAAGAAGGAGCAAGCAAAGAGGGAGAAAGAGGAACAGGAGAAAAAGGAGAAGGAAGAACGAGAGAAAAAGGAGAAAGAGGAACAGGAGAAGAAGGAGAAGGAGGAACGAGAGAAAAAGGAGAAAGAGGAACAGGAGAAAAAGGAGAAGGAGGAACGAGAGAAAAAGGAGAAAGAGGAACAGGAGAAAAAGGAGAAGGAAGAACGAGAGAAGAAAGAAGCAGAAGAGAAGGAAGCAGCCCAGGCAGAGGAACCGGCACCUGACCAAGGUGGAGGAAUGUUCUCUUGGUUUGGAGGCGGAGCAGCAGCUGCACCCGAACAGUCGGAGACUGAACCUCCGUCCGAAGAAGAAAAAGAAGAAGGUGGUGGGUUCCUCUCUGCAUUCGGUUUCGGGGCGCCUGCCCCUCCCGAAAAGGAGGAAGAACCUUCCAUUCUUCGUCUCUCGACUGCGCCGCAAGAAGGCCAGGAAGACGCGCCAAAGGCCGCAGACGCGACGAGCGACGCCUCCUCAGAAGAUGAAGCCGAAGCAGGGAUCGCGUCGUCCAUUGCUGGAUACUUCUGGGGCUUCUGAGACUCCCAGUGCUCAGAGGACCGACCAAGGCGAGAAGUCGCGACGGAUUCAGAGCGCUCCUUGAGAACCUGAAACGAGCACCGCGUCCAACGCGACGACUGACACCGAUACCCCUAUCUAUGCAUGCAAACGUCGAAACAGUGUUGUCGCUGUGUGAAGCAAGUCCCUUUGUGGCCAGCCAAGGCAGGCGAGAUCGCGGUCGAGCGAUCUCUGCAGAGGAAAGCGAACGACAGGCGGCAGCAGUGGAGGACGCACAGAUCCUGAACAUGUUUGCGAAGUGGAAAGGCACUCGCCAGUUCUCUAGAAAACAACCGUCUCGUUGAGUUUCUUUGUCGCUUUUUUGUGUCGGCCCUCCCCAAGAGGAGAACGCGGAACCCAACAGGGGAGAAACGAGGAUUCCCAGAACGUUUUUCUCGCGCGUCGCUGCGAGGUUCACUGUCUACGAAACGCGUUUUCCUCUCUCAUGCACGACACAACGCGAGCAGGGGUGGAGGAACGCGGGAUUCUUGUUUUCGACUGCCCUCUCUCGUCUCUGUCUCUGUCUGGUCCAUGUUGAGAGGCGAGGAGACGCCGUCGAUGUAGAGCUUCCAGCCGCUGAAAACAGAUGCAUGUGAAGGCAACAGAUCGCAGACGCUUCGCAGAUUGUUCAUGUCCAGUCGACGCCUGCAGACAGGUGGAAAGGGUACCAGUCUCUUCUAUUCCUUCGCGGCCUACAGCCAUCGCUGAACGCGAAGGGGGACCGUUACGCGUUUGAUACAUCAGGCAGAUGGCAGGGAUAAUCUCCCCGCUGUGGACGCGCGUCUCGGCGUCCACACGGAAGGCUCGAGACACAACUCCUCCACAGUCAGCGUCAGCUGAGAUGUCACUGAGUGCCCCUGAGGUCCUCGACAUUCUUGAAAACCUGCAUGUUGCCUACCUGGAUGCACAGGCAUUCGCCCGCACACAACGAAGACCACGAC
This is a messenger RNA of Toxoplasma gondii ME49, 11527 nucleotides long. RefSeq lists its product as hypothetical. The transcript has a single exon. Lineage: Eukaryota; Apicomplexa; Conoidasida; Eucoccidiorida; Sarcocystidae. The record is from RefSeq and is a predicted model, not a curated record. Gene Ontology annotation, biological process: G protein-coupled receptor signaling pathway. Bases 1062 to 10568 code for a protein of 3168 amino acids.